Galleria mellonella (greater wax moth) is the source of this 1795-nucleotide messenger RNA. Its product is annotated as ecdysone oxidase-like. NCBI's taxonomy places the organism in Eukaryota, Metazoa, Arthropoda, Insecta, Lepidoptera, Pyralidae. The coding region runs from base 1 to 1746 and encodes 581 amino acids. The transcript has 3 exons. The record is from RefSeq and is a predicted model, not a curated record. Gene Ontology annotation, molecular function: ecdysone oxidase activity; flavin adenine dinucleotide binding.
AUGGACGCUACAUCAGCAACAAUAGCUAAUAUAAAAUUGACUCAAAACGCUUUGCAAGUAUUGACUGCCACCUUACAUCUAACAUCCUAUCUGUAUCCGGAACAGGCUUUGGUUUAUGAUGGUGACGUAUUCGACUACAUAGUAGUGGGUGCAGGAUCUGCUGGUUGUGUGAUCGCGAACAGGCUCACAGAGGAUCCUACGUCGAGAGUCUUGCUGGUAGAAGCUGGCGGUGAUCCUCCUCUAGAAUCAAGCCUUCCUGGAUUACUGCCAUAUUUGAAACAUACACGAGACGACUGGAAUUAUACUUCAGUAUACGACGAAUAUUCACAACAAUGUCACACACCACCCGUUGAUGAAAUAACAAGAGGGAAAAUGCUGGGAGGUUGCAGUAGCAAUAAUAAUAUGUAUUAUGUUCGAGCGAAUCCCUACGAUUAUGACAACUGGGCAAAUAUAAUUAACGAUGAUACCUGGAAUUAUAAAAAUGUUCUUCCAUAUUUUAUCAAAAGUGAAAAACUUCAAGAUCCAAAUAUUUGGAAUACACCAACUGCAUGCUUUCAUGGAAAAGAUGGUUACUUAGGGGUCACGAGACAAUAUGCUAACGUAACAAAUAAAUAUCUUAAGGCUUUUAGUGAGCUUGGAUUUAAAAUUGUUUUCGAUUCAAAUGGAAAUUUUACUCUUGGCUUUACUGAGCCUAUGUUAACCGUAGCUAAUGGCACUCGGCAAAGCACGGCUACUGCGUUUCUCUCACCUAUUAAGAAUAGACGCAAUUUAUAUGUUUUGAAAAACACUCUGGUCACUAAAAUAAAUUUUGAUGAACACAACAAUGCUGUUAGUAUUGAUGCGAUCAAAGAAAAUAAUGAAAAUGUGACAAUAAUAGCGAAGAAAGAAAUCAUAGUAUCAGCUGGAACUAUAAAUUCUGCACAAUUACUUAUGUUGUCGGGUAUCGGUCCCAGAAAACAUUUAGAGGAUUUAAGUAUUAACGUUAUUUCAGAUUUACCUGUGGGAGAAAAUUUGCAAGACCAUAUAACUAGUAUCUCAGUUUAUGCAACAGAAAGAGUGAACAAUUCGCAAGCACCCAAAAAUCCUCACACUCCAUUGCCAACUGUUGUUGGCCAAGUUGCUUUGAAUAAAUCACAACUAAAUCCAGACUACCAAACGUUCAAUAUUAUCACAGAUGUAGAUGGUCUUUUACAAUUUUGCGCAUUUACUUGUUCCUUCAAAAACGAUAUUUGUAACAAUUUUCAUAAACUAGCAAAAGGUAGAGAGAUUAUGAUUUCGCAGACAAUACUGCUUCGUCCAAAAUCUCGUGGUCGUAUUUUGUUACGAAGCAUAAACCCUUAUGAAUAUCCACAAAUUUAUACGCGCCAUCUUUCCAAAGCUGUAGAUUUAAAUAAUCUUGCUGCAUAUAUUGAAGAUGUUUAUCGAGUGAUGUCUACGAAUUACUUCAAGGAGGUGAAUGCAACAUUUUUUAGUUUAAAAGAUUGUUUAUCGUAUAAACUAGGUAGCAAGGAUUAUUGGAAAUGUCACGCUCUGUGCUUGGCAACGUCAAUUUAUCAUUACGUAGGAACCUGCUCAAUGGGAUCCGUUGUCGACGCGAGACUAAGGGUGUUCGGAGUGAAGAGGUUGAGAGUAGUAGAUGGUAGCGUAAUGCCUGCUAUAACCAGUGGCAACAUUAAUGCUCCCAUUAUUAUGAUGAGUGAAAAAGCUGCUGAUUUCAUAAAAUCAGAAAACAUGUUUUCUAACUAAAUUUGUAUCGUAAACGGAUUUUAAAAGUAAUAAAAACUAUGAAAUAUUG